ACGCAUCGCGUCUAUCGUUUGAAUUUGUAUCCCGCACGUAUACAUCACGCAUGUGUAAUAUCGAUCUGAGCGGCGGAUGGACAUGCGUUUAGAGCAUUUAACUUCGUUGCGACAGGUGCCCUCUGUGGGAUGUUCCGUUCGAGAUGGAUCGUCGGCGUGAGGACUAUGUUGGUCGUGAUAAAUAAUGUGACAUUACUACGCGACUCGUAGCCACGACUCGUAAUCACGAACGCAAAAUCAUGUGCCGCGCGCACGUUCGCUGAUAGAACAACGAAACCGCGAGAGCAGUCUAGUGUCUGGAACAUGUGCCUUUACUACAACUAAGAACCCCCGUUAAUCUCUGAAGAAAAAAACAAAAUGACUGCCAUAGGCGAGGUGCAAGCCUUGCAGACUCUCACGGUGUACAAGAGCGACGUGAACAGCGUCGACUUCGCCGGUGAUUGCGUACUGGUGACGGGAUCCGGAGACAAACGCGUCCGGGUCUGGGAAUGGCAGCCCGGCAGCGGCUACGUGGAGGCUUACUUCUCGCCGCUGACAGGCCACAAGUACGGCGUGACCUCCGUCAGGGUCAGCCCGCAGUCCACCAUGCUGGCCACCUCCAGCAUAGACGGCACCACGUUGCUUUGGAACCUGCGUACGGGAACGAAGAUACACACGAUGGUGCAAGUGGGCGGCGAAGCGGUGAGAGUCUGCAGAUUCUCGCCGGAUUCGACGUUGCUCGCGACCGCUGGCGACAACGGUCAAGUCUGUAUUUGGGAUCUGGUUCAUCGCACUUUGAUCAGGUGCUUUCAAAAGCACGAGGGCGCUGUGCAAAGUUUAUCCUUUUCGCCGGACUCCAGUUGGUUGGUCACCUCGUGCACACUGGGUGUUCUGAAGUUGUUCUCCACUGCCGAUCUGAUUGACACCUGUACGUCCGCCAAUCAGAAUGUCACGGAACUCGCCUCGAUCGACGACGCUCACGACAUGGGUGUGGUUUGCUGCGACUUUUCGAAUUUCCAAGAAGUAACAUGUAACGAGCCGUACACCAAGCUUUAUCAAUUGGUAUCGUGCGGCAACGAUCACAAUGUGAAACUGUGGGAAGUGACGGUGAGUCAGAAUAAGUGCGAGGCCGAACCGUCUACUGCCACUUUACAGCUUUGCAAAGUGAUGGAAAAGCACAGCAGUGCCUUAACUUGCGUCCGUUUCAGCAGCAACGGAUUAUACAUUGCCAGUUGUGGCCUCGACAAAACGGCAGUAAUUUGGGAAACGAGCUCAGGAAAGGUCGUGACGAUAAUCUCCGGUCAUAACAGAUACGUCGCUUGCUGCGCUUUUUCGCGCGACGGAAGCUUAUUGGCAACAGGUUCUAACGACAAAUCGGUGAUAGUGUGGGAUUUGGCGGGAAAUCUGACUGUCGACUCGGAACUCUCGAGAAACGUCGGGACGAAGUGGUUUGUGAACGAUCCUGAAAGAGUUUCCAUGCACGAACACAAUGUGAUGAGAAACGUCGAGACUUACGCGAACGAAGUGCGAUUGAUUCAAAGACUGGAGGAUCACAACGGAGCGGUGAACAGCGUCGCCUUCCAUGGAAAUACUCUUCUAGCCUCGGCAUCGGGCGAUAAAUUGGUGCGCAUUUGGAGUGUGCAAACGGAUGAGGAAGACGGGGAAGAGGUGAUUAAGAUACAGGAAAAGCCGUUCAGUCCGCUUGACGCUCACACUUACAGCGUCAACUACGUAGAAUUUAGUCCGUGCGGCUCGAUGCUCGCUUCCUGUUCCCUCGACGGAACGACUUUGGUCUGGAAUACGGAGAUCGGAGGCCAAGCGAAGUCCUCCUUCGUGAAUUCGGGAACGGGCAUCCGCGUGUGUCGCUGGUCACCGGACGGCAUGAAAAUCGCCACCGCCGGCGACGACGAGAAGACAACGUUAUGGGACGUCGAGACGAUGGAGCAAUUGCAGCAACGUUACAGCGUUUUCGAGGGUCAUUCCGACGCGAUAUCGGCCAUCGCGUUCACCCACGAUUCUCGAUACCUGGUGACCGCGUGCAACGAGGGAACUUGGCGUCUCUUCGACACUCUGGACGAGAAGAACGGCAGCGAGGCGUUGUUGAUUUGCGACGCGAGUCACGAUCUGGGCGUGCAGGGAUGCGAUUUCAGCCCUACCGCUAGUUCCGUAAUGCGCACGAGAGACGCGGAUAUGAAUGUCGACGAGCAGAUGUAUCUACUGGCCACGUGCGGCAACGACUCGUUGGUUAAGCUGUGGCACGUGAUUAUUACUUCGAACGAACCACCGCCCGAUUCGGACAGCAUUGGUUCGAGCGAUACCGGAACACGUUACAAGGAAAAGAAGUCACUGACCGGGCACGGCGGAAACGUCAUGUGCGUUCGUUUCUCGCCCGUUCACGGAGAAGUUUUGGGUAGCGUCGCGACAGACAGAACAGCUCGCAUAUGGAGCGUGUUUUCCGGGACCUGCCUGUACGUGUUGGAGGAUCACGACAGUCUCGUCACGUCUUGCGCGUUUUCCGAGGACACAUCUCUCUUUGCUACAGGAGCGUUGGAUAAGACCGUCUUAGUUUGGAAGGUGCCUCAGCAACUCGUGUCGCAAAGUAAUUUGAUAGACAGCCUGAGAAACAAGAAGAAGAGAGUUGCAGAUUGGAAGGUUCACGACACCCUGAAGUGGUUGAACGACAUCGGACUGUCGAGAUUGUUGAGAAAAGUGCUUCCUCUGGGAUUAACUGGACGACACUUGUUGUCCGUGUCGGAGAACGAGUUGAUAUCUCGAUUGGAGAUUGAAGAAGACGAAGAGGCGAUGCAGACCCUGAAAAAGCAAUUGUACUGGCUGAAGCGCGAAGAUUGCAACACUAUGGAAAAUAUAGACGAGUCCGAAAUCCCGCACGAAUUUUUGUGUCCCAUAACACACGAGAUAAUGAAAGAACCCGUACAGUGUUCUGACGGAUUUACUUACGAAAGAGCGGCUAUAAACGAGUGGUUCCUGUGCGGAAAGUACACCAGUCCGAUGACGAACGAGCCGUUGCACGACACCUCUUUCACCCCGAACUUCGCUCUCAGAAACGCUAUUCUCACUCUGCUCCACGGAGAAGGGCCGCAAUAGUAACCGGCCGUUGUGUCACUGGACAAAAAAAAAAAAAAAAUGAAAUAUUUCACGCACGUGCGUCACUAAUUUGCGACACAAGCAAUUUUAUUCUCUUUGAGAUAAAAAAAAAAAAA
Messenger RNA from Pseudomyrmex gracilis, 3200 nucleotides. RefSeq names its product WD repeat, SAM and U-box domain-containing protein 1-like. Gene Ontology annotation, molecular function: protein binding; ubiquitin-protein transferase activity. Gene Ontology annotation, biological process: protein ubiquitination. Lineage: Eukaryota; Metazoa; Arthropoda; Insecta; Hymenoptera; Formicidae. The transcript has 18 exons. The record is from RefSeq and is a predicted model, not a curated record. Bases 358 to 3084 code for a protein of 908 amino acids.